Messenger RNA from Dunckerocampus dactyliophorus (ringed pipefish), 1508 nucleotides. Its product is annotated as intelectin-like. NCBI's taxonomy places the organism in Eukaryota, Metazoa, Chordata, Actinopteri, Syngnathiformes, Syngnathidae. The record is from RefSeq and is a predicted model, not a curated record. The transcript is spliced from 8 exons. Gene Ontology annotation, molecular function: oligosaccharide binding. Bases 66 to 1025 code for a protein of 319 amino acids.
CACUGACAUACUUGUUUUGACUAAACAAAGAUAAGCAGCGCCCUCGCUCUGCCGCUAACACAGCCAUGCUUUACUGUCUCCUUGUUCUUCUGUCUUUGGGGCAAACAACCUUCUUAGCUGCGUCUUUAAAAUCAGAUGCCGUCGGACAUACAACUGAGACAAACUUUGAACAGUUGGAAAAGCUGCGGAGCAGAUCCAGCUAUGUUGCAAGAAGCUGCAAAGACAUCAGGGACAGAUACAAUGAACAUGAAGAUGGCUUGUACUAUCUAACCACUGCUGAUGGAAUGGUUUAUCAGACUUUCUGUGACAUGACCACUGCCGGAGGCGGCUGGACGCUGGUGGCGAGCGUCCAUGAAAACAGUGCGUCCGGAAGGUGCACAGUAGGUGACCGCUGGUCUAGCCAACAGGGCAAUGAUGAAAACCUUCCAGAUGGAGACGGGAACUGGUCUAAUAGAAACACCUUUGGAACAGCAUUAGGAGCCACUUCUGAUGAUUUUAAGAACCCAGGUUACUACGAUAUUGCGGCAGCAGAUAUGUCCGUGUGGCAUGUUCCCAACAACUUCCCAAUGGAGCACUGGAAGCUGGGGGCCUUUCUCCGCUACCACACCGACAACCACUUUCUCCAUCUGUACGGAGGCAACCUCUUGCAGCUCUUUAAGCAAUAUCCAGUGAAAUACAAUGUGGGCUCCUGCAGUGACAGAGGUCCAGCUAUUUCCAUUGUGUACGACUCCGGAGACCGAGAGUCCACCAGGAAUUUAUAUGGGCCCAACUCAAGAAGGGAGUUUGAACCAGGUUUUAUCACUUUCAGAGCAAUAAAUUAUGAACGGUCAGCCAUGGCCAUUUGCUCUGGGGUCAAGACGACAGGAUGCAACACCGAACACUACUGUGUAGGAGGGGGUGGGUACUUUCACCCCGAUCAAUGUGGGGACUUCCCAUCAUUUGAAUGGGACAAACUGGGACGAGACCAAGGCUGGAGUGCUUCCAAAGAGAUUACUGAAGCUGCUGUUUUUUUGUUCUACCGCUGAUGGCUAACUAUUACUAAUUAUUCUAUGAAUGAGAUAACUUAAAUCUUGGCUUAUAUGAAUCUAUUGUGACUAAGCUGUACAGUGCUGCAUAUUUAAUAAUUAUGACCCAGAAGAACUCCCAGAUUUGGAAGGCUAUUCUUACGAACAGUUAUUGUUUGAGGUUUAAACCUAUCCAUGUGUUAGACCAGCUUGUAACUUUUUGAACUCGCUUUGAGUUAAAAUAAAUUGUUUGAUAUGCACGCACAAUUUUACGCCUGGAAUUAUUUGUCUUAUUUUACCUGUAAAGGUGUCAUAUAGUCUGCUUUAUGUGAUUGUCUCCCUUAUUUCAGGAGCACUUUAAACGUCAGACCACAUCAAAUGGAAUUUUACAGGUUUUUUUUACUGAAUAAGACACCCGGAAUGUGCAUGAAUAAAUGACGUGUGAUAUACAGUACGAACUAUGUACUAUAAAAAAAAUGUACUAUUAAAGAUUAUGUCAACGUC